AUGUCACUAAAAUACACUGAAACUCUGGCAAAAUUGAGGUCUGGGAAGCGAUUGGAGACGUGGAUCAGUUCGGAGAGCUUUUUCAAACGCAUUUGCCGCGCUCUUUUGCCGAAUGCAAAAAGAAGGCAUUCUAGUAAGUUCGAUUUGCCAGAUCCAUUCGGACCGACAACUGCUGUGAAAUUCUUGUGGAAUGGGCCUAUUUCCUUGACUCCUGCGUAUGAUUUGAAGUUUUCGAGGACUACUCUUUCGAUUAUAAGUCUUGGCGCGGUUUGGUCACCUGACAUUUUAUAUUUGAAUUUAAAUGAAAUCUUUCUUAAGUGAUUCUUACUCCCCUCUGUUAGCGAGCAAAACCAUUAGAAAAAUUCCUAUUUUUUGCUUAGAAACCCACUCUCCGUGAGCGAUAAAAAGUUUUUAAGAAAUUUUCUCAUAAAAAAGUGUUUAUAUACAAGUAUAAUCAAUAAAAUGAAAUCUCUAGUUAAUUCUGUUUAUUUUUAAACAAUUGAAUUUUUAAAACAUAAAUUUAAAAAAAAAAAAAUAUUUUCUUUCCAAUUUUGCAAAAAAAUUACUAUAUAAAAUUGUCUAAAAAUAAAAUUAAACUUCCUCCGUGAACAAAAUUUUUUUGUUUGCUCACAGAGUGGGUUUAGGGCAAAUAAAACCGACUUUUAUCAUCAAGCAAGUCCGAGGAUUAGAUAAAUCUUCACAAUAUUGAAUAAAGAAUUGACUGACAAGAAAAUUUUUAAGUUUAAAUUUUUAUUUAUGAAAAGCAUUUAUUGAAGAAUAUUGAGGGAUUUGAAGAAACUAA
This is a messenger RNA of Blepharisma stoltei, 802 nucleotides long. The record is from the annotation of a GenBank genome assembly. Lineage: Eukaryota; Ciliophora; Heterotrichea; Heterotrichida; Blepharismidae.